Molecule: messenger RNA, 2842 nt
Organism: Xenopus tropicalis (tropical clawed frog)
Lineage: Eukaryota; Metazoa; Chordata; Amphibia; Anura; Pipidae
Gene: pcbp3
Product: poly(rC) binding protein 3
Exons: 15
Coding region: 311-1399 (362 amino acids)
Cellular component (GO): cytoplasm
Molecular function (GO): nucleic acid binding; DNA binding; RNA binding
Source: RefSeq, a predicted model, not a curated record
AACAUGUGUUUGGAUUCCCACUCUCCUCUCCCCUUCACGCCCUUCUGAAGAGAUUAGUGCAAACUGCAACAAGCCACCUCCCUCCCAAAGAACUGACCUUGCUGGGGGCGAUGGCAGAGGUUACUUAUAGGGUGACAAUGAAGAGUCUUUGCAGCACUGGAGGCCACCUGCCUGCUCGCAGACCAAACUGUAUGUGCAGCAAGACUAAGACCUUCCCACCAAAGGCUCCAUCAAAGAAGGAACAACAAGAAUUUUGGUUCCGAUUCACUACAAGGCAACUACACAGUAAGAGUUUUUUAGCUGCUGAAACAUGGAAGCCAAAGUGUCAGAAGGAGGUCUAAAUGUAACACUGACUAUCCGCCUGCUAAUGCAUGGCAAGGAAGUUGGAAGCAUUAUUGGCAAGAAAGGAGAAACCGUGAAGAAAAUGAGGGAAGAGAGUGGUGCUCGCAUUAACAUCUCAGAAGGGAACUGCCCAGAGAGAAUUGUAACAAUCACGGGGCCCACAGAUGCCAUUUUCAAGGCCUUUGCCAUGAUUGCUUAUAAGUUUGAGGAGGACAUUAUCAACUCGAUGAGCAACAGCACUGCUACCAGCAAGCCACCUGUCACUUUGCGAUUGGUGGUACCAGCGAGCCAGUGUGGAUCCUUGAUUGGGAAAGGUGGCUCUAAGAUAAAAGAGAUCAGAGAGUCUACAGGAGCCCAGGUGCAGGUGGCUGGUGACAUGCUGCCCAAUUCUACUGAGCGGGCAGUGACCAUCUCUGGCACCCCUGAUGCCAUCAUCCAGUGUGUGAAGCAGAUAUGUGUGGUGAUGUUGGAGUCCCCACCAAAAGGUGCCACAAUCCCUUACCGUCCAAAACCCGCUUCCGCCCCUGUCAUUUUUGCAGGUGGUCAGGUAAGAGCGGACCCGCUGGGUGCCUCCACUGCCAACCUCAGCCUAUUGCUGCAGCACCAGCCUCUGCCCGCCUAUUCUAUCCAAGGACAAUACGCCAUUCCUCACCCUGAUCAGUUGACCAAGCUUCACCAGUUGGCCAUGCAGCAAACCCCCUUUACUCCCCUCGGACAGACCACCCCUGCUUUCCCUGGAGAAAAGCUGCCCUUACAUUCUUCUGAAGAAGCUCAAAACUUGAUGGGCCAAUCAGCAGGUAUGGAUGCCAGUUCCCAGGCAAGUACUCAUGAACUCACCAUACCCAAUGAUCUAAUAGGCUGCAUAAUCGGACGACAAGGGACCAAAAUCAAUGAAAUUCGACAGAUGUCUGGGGCACAAAUCAAAAUUGCCAGCGCCAUGGAAGGGUCAGCAGAGCGUCAGAUCACCAUCACUGGGAGCCCAGCUAAUAUCAGCCUUGCACAGUACCUCAUCAACGCCAGGCUGACGUCUGAGGUUACUGGGAUGGGCGCACUGUAACUUGGCCUUGAGUCUUCUUUCUCUGACCCUUUCUGACCACUGCUGGCUGUUUUUUGUUCAACCAUAGGAUUAAAUGCUUUACUCUACUUCAUCUUCCCCCCAUUCAAAAUUACAUGCGCCUGUGUUAUAAAUGCAGGUUACACACCAAAGCUGCUAACUGAAACAUAUAUAUAUAUAUAACAUUCACCCACCAAAUACACAUUAUUUUUACUUAUUUCUGUGCACUGUGAGUCCAUAGCGAUAAAGCUUAUUGCUUGGUUGCUUGGGCAGAUGGCAUGACUUUCUCUAGGAGGCAGACAAAUUCACAAAUGAUCCUACGUUGAACUUAACGAACCCGGAUAAUGAAGUAUAUAAAUACUGUAUACCUGCAUUUAGCUCAGACACUAUUACAAAUAUGCCCAUACUUAGUCCAAUGUAUGCUACAGUGGGCAUAGGUGGCACUGUGAAUACAGACACACAUUUGCAGAACAGAAUGAAAUAAUGAAUGUAGCCCCAAGCUCCAUUUCAGCGUUGAUGUGUGUAUAAGCAAUGCCAAUAGGGGCAGAUUAAGAGGCAGCAGGAUUAUUGUAAAAUAGAUGCUCCUUUAAUACCCAUGUGCCCUACUUGCAUUCUGUGUAUGGACUUUGCAUGUACACAGGCCCUGGACUUGGCAUGGGAUGUAGGCUGUAGUUACAUUUGUACAGACCUGGUGUAUAGCAUGCUCACUGUAUAUUAUAUGUGUUAUUGGGGAACAUUAUGCUUCUCAUAAGCACAUACAGGAGCCCUGCUUAUAUAGCAGUAUUGCUUCUUAAAUGUAGAAUGCCCACUAAGAAAUGCCAGUGUACCAACCAGCUGGAAUGAGAGGAGGCAGUCACAUGCUAAGCAGUGUAUAAUCCAGGGAUCCUCCAGAUGUGCACCCAUUACAGUUCCCUAUAAAAACUACUGUAUUGGAUAAUACAGAAUUUACUUUUUUCUUGUUUUUUUCUUUCGAAACAACAUCCCCCAGGACUGUACAAACAGUUACCUCUCUACCAACUUUGCCAGCUGUAAAUACCUUCCUUACCAGCCCCAAACCGUCCAUGGGAUGUCUUGCCAAACUUCUAUUCACAGCAUUUACUCCCAAAUGCCCCCUUCAUGUAUAUAGAAUACCGAACCCCCUAAGUACAGGGACUCCUAUCCUUUAACCCCUAUAAUGCAUUCGUACAUCACCUUCUACCCCUGCCCUUCCCCUCUUUAUAUAGGUAACUUCCCUCUGAUCCUAGCAGAUUUCUGAUUUUAGUGCAUUAUGUUUCAUUGCUAGGGCUGCCUAGGCUUCACGUGUCUCUCUUGUGGAAUGGAUCUUAGUUUAUUUAAGGAUGAAUUGUACAGUAAUGUUUUCUUGCUAGUGUGAGAUUAAUCAUGUGUAUGCAGUUGAUGAAAUAUUUAUUCGAAGUCUGAUGAUAUAUAUUAUACCAUUUGUGCUCA